AUGCCGGGCGCGCGGGAGUUCCGCGCGGAGCAGGAGCGGCGGGAGGAAGAACGGCGCGCGGAAGAACUGCGCGAGCAGGAGCGGGGGGAGGCGGAAGAGCGGCGAUUGAGGGAAGAGGAGGAGCGGCGCCUGCAGCUGAAAACCCGGGCGGCGACGAUUGUCGCUAAUGCGCCGUCGUGGGAAAAUCCGGAAAAACCGGGCGUGAUUGCGAGAGAAUCGUCGCCUUUGCAGUUGCCGCGACGUCGCCCACUGACGCUACAGAUCGACGACGCGGUCGGCGAUUGUAACGUUGUAACAGUCGCUUCUCCCGCGAUAGGCUCCGCCAGGCCUCCGCGGCAAGGCGCUUGGGGGUCGGAACGCAGCCCGCGAUCAGCGCCGCUAGCGACGGCGGCGUUCGCGUCCGCGCAAUCAGCGAUGGCGGGAGCGAAGUCCCCCGGAUCGAUCUCCCGGGGCGCGGCGCGCUCGUUCGGGUCCCCCUCACCCAUGUCACUCCUUCCGCCCAAGUCUCCCGCUGCGCAGACCUGGGGUGCCGCGGAGCGCAGUAACACCACGGUUAGUAGCAGCGCAAUUCACGGAAAAAACACGACUACUACUAGCAGCAGCUCCAGCCACGCUGCGAAAUUCUAUGGCGCAUCGCCACUGCCUCCAGCCUUUCAGAGCGCGAGUAGAAAGAAGGAUGCUCUACCCCCCCUUUCCCCCACCCGCAUUCCCCCCCACGCCUUGGCCGCCAGCCCUGCCACCAAGGCUCGGUUUGCCUACCCCCGGAGCAAAAGCUCUGCCGAAGCAGAAGGGUUGGCCAGGGAAGGCAAAUCUGCCGAACCUGAGCAUUCUCCAGGUUGGGAUGAUGUUGGUGAGGUGAACAGGGUGCAAUCCCUAGGCGAACGGGUUCGAGGUUCGGGCCGAGCCUGUGCUGCCGACGCUGAGGAUGUGCCUAGUGGAGUAACCCGAGCCAAGACCGUGGAAGGCAGGAUUGAGGGAAGCGGAGGAGGAAGAGGGAGGGGAGGAGCAGCAGGAGGAGCGAUAGAAGUGAGGGGAGUGGGUGAGGGUGUGAGAAGAGGGGAAGUGCCGCAGAGAAGACCUGAGAAUCGGUUUCAUAGUAAAUCCAUGGACUUAGGAUCAGGAGGUAUGGGAUGCAACAAGCAGCAAGCAGAAGGUGCACUAAACAGCCCGAGCAACCACAGCAGUCCGAGAAACCAGGGCAACCGAGGUAACCAGAGUAACUGGGAUAACCAGGAAAGUCCGGGCGGCACAGCGGGUGUGGGAGACGGGAAGGCAAGGGUAGGCUCUGAAAGAAUUGCAAGGAGAGGGCUUGUGAAGCAUGCUAGUGUGGCAGAGAAGGGGAGAAGGGUGGGGAGAGGCGGGCACAGGAGGGCUGUUUCCUGGGCAGUGUUGGGGGAAUUGAGGUUGGAAGGGAGGGAGGAUGGCGUGGGGAGUGAACUGUUCUCCAGACGACCACCCGCUGCCACCACUGCUGGCGGCAGAGGCGAGGCGGAAGCAAAGGCAAACGGGAGCGGCCCUUCCGAGCCGAUUCAAAUUCCUUCUGCUGUUGGUGCUGCUGGUGGUGCCGACUCAGCCGCAGCCACACGAGAGGAGUCCGCAGAAGCAGACGAGCGAGGCCAGUGGGAGGAGGCGGAGCUGCAAAUCCGCACGCGGUUCUUCAAGGCGAGCCGCAACCGCCUCUUCAGCCUCGCAGCCAAGGGCCUAUCCUCCUUCUCCAAACUCCUUGCUGCCGCCAGUGCUGCUGCUGCUGGGGCUGCUGCUGGCAUGGGCGUGGGGGGUGUGGGGGUGAACGUGCUGGGUGGGGCGUUUGGGGAGGUGGAGGAGAGGUAUGAGGUGGAGGGGGGAAAGGAGCUAGGCGCGGGGCAGUUUGGGGUGACGAGGGUGGUGGUGUGUCGGAGCACGGGGAGGAGGCUUGCAUGCAAGACCAUUCACAAGGCUGCUUUCAAGUCCAAAUUCGACAUCGAGAACGUGCGCCGCGAAGUCGCAAUACUGAACCUCCUCAAAUCCCACCCCAACGUGAUCCACCUGGAAGAACCCAUUGAAACCCCCCACGCUAUCCACCUGAUAAUGGAGCUGUGUUCGGGCGGCGAGCUGUUUGAGCGAAUCAAGGAGCGGCGGCGGUACAGCGAGAGGGAGGCGGCGGUGGUGAUGCGCGCGGUGCUGGGCGUGCUGCAGAGCUGCCACCAGCGCCACCACGUGGUGCACCGCGACAUCAAGCCUGAAAACAUCCUCCUCGCCCACCCCUCCUCCCCCAUCGACGUGCGCGUCAUUGACUUCGGAGUCGCCGCGUUUCUCAAGCCCGGGGGGAAGAUGCUGACCGAUGCCGUUGGGUCGCUGUUCUACAUCGCGCCGGAGGUGCUUUCCGGGUCGUAUGGGACGCCGGCGGAUGUGUGGUCGGCGGGGGUUGUCCUGUAUGUGCUGCUGGCCGGCGUGCCGCCGUUUUGGGCGGAGACGGAGGCGGGGGUGACGAGGGCGAUCAAGGAGGCGGAGGUGGGGUUUAAGGGGUCGGCAUGGAGGGGUGUUACGGAGGAGGGGAAAGAUUUGAUUUUGCGGAUGCUGGAUCGGGACCAGAAGAGGCGAGUCUCGGCACAGGAGGCUCUAGGCCCCAGCACCUGCAGCCCUGCCAUGCCGCCCGCCCCUUGUGUGCCGCCCAACCCUCCUGCUCCUCUUGCCCCUGCUGCCGCCCCAGUUUCCCCUACUCCCCCUCCCACCCCUCCCACACCUUGUACUCUCCUCCCUUCUCCUGCUGUGUCUGCUGCUACUGUACCUGCUACUGCCGUUCCCACACCAACUCCACCACCUCCUGCCACACCCCCACCGUCUGCCACACCUCCACCUCCUGCCACCUCUCCCACUGCCCCCGUUUGCCCCAUCGUCCCCAAUCCCCUCGAACCAAUUCCCGUUUCCCCCAUCCGUGUUCCCCCCAUUAUCGUUCCCACCAUGCUCGUCCCCCCUCUUCCCCUUGCCCCCAUUCCUAUACUCCCCAUGCCCACCCCGCUGUUCCCAACCCCACCGUUCCCACCCCCGCCGUCUUCACCCCCGCCGUUCCCACCCCCGCCGUUCCCACCCCCGCCGUUCCCACCCCCGCCGUUCCCACCCCUACCGUUCCCACCCUCGCCGUUCCCACCCCCGCCGUUCCCAACCCCGCCAUUCCCAACCCCGCCGUUCCCACCCCCUCCGUUCCCACACCCCUGCAGUCCGCCCCACCACACCAGCACCCCCAGCCACACCUGGCAGCCCCCCAAGCUACUGGUCUGUGAGGGGCGCAUUCCCCCCAGCAGCAGUGGCAGCUUGAAUCCCGGACAGCUGCCUGUCGACAGCCUUGGCAUGGGCGCGGCGGGCAAAGAGGGUCUGCAGGGCGGGGCUCAUGGCCUAGAAGGCGUGGGCGUCGAGGGGGCGCUGCAGGAAGGCGUCGAUGGCCGCCACGCGCUGCGCGUCUGUCAGAGAGGGGAGGGCAGCUGA
Molecule: messenger RNA, 3462 nt
Organism: Closterium sp. Naga37s-1
Lineage: Eukaryota; Viridiplantae; Streptophyta; Zygnematophyceae; Desmidiales; Closteriaceae
Source: the annotation of a GenBank genome assembly